AUGGAGGAGUUCGACUUUGUACUGAAAGAAAACCCUCCAAACGUACCUGCAGUCUUUAGCAACAGAAAUGGGAUUCCGGCUGUUCAAGAGGCAGCCUCUAAGCCUUUUAGAGCCACCCUUAAACAAUAUUGUAGAGACUAUUCACCCGACUUGGUGUGUCUGCUAGAGUCAAAGGUUUCAGGUGACCACGCGAAUCGCAUCAGUACUAGCUUUGGUUUUGAGGAAUGGAUUAGAGUGGAGGCUGUUGGGUUCUCCGGAGGCAUUUGGGUUUUCUGGAAUCACCCUUUGAGGAUACAAGUACUAAAUACACAUCCUCAAUUUGUUAACCUUCAAGUCGAUGAACAGAACUCUAGUCCAUGGAUUUUAUCUCUGGUAUACGGCAGCCCUAACAUCUCUUUGUGUAAGAAACUUUUUGCAGAACUUUCCCUUAGCAACUUUGACAGAUAUCCAUGUUGGUUAGCAUGCGGUGACUUCAACUCCGUUACUAGUAUAGAAGAAGUAAGCAAUGCCGAAUGCUUUAACCUAUCAAGAUGCUCCGACUUCAAAGAAUGGAUUUUCCGGGAAGGGCUUAUCGACCUUGGAUUCACAGGAUCGAGAUAUACAUGGAUGAGAGGGACUAACACUGCUUCGUUUAGAGGUGCUAGAUUAGACCGAGCGCUAAGUACUGUAGAUUGGAGAAUCAGGAAUCCAAACGCAAUGGUGGAGCACCUCCCAAUAAUCAACUCGGAUCAUGCACCCUUGCUAAUUACCUGCAAUCCAAGUCUAAACACCGUAACAAGGAAGCCCUUCAGAUUUAAUAUGGCUUGGUCCUUGCAUACGGACUUCAUGAAUUGUGUUAGAAGCUCAUGGGACACUGGAAAAGGGUUAGAAGAAAAUAAGAUCAGAACGGCGGAAGCUCUACAAAACUGGAAUAGAAACACUUUUGGCGACAUUUUCCAAAGGAAGAAACGGCUCCUCUCAAGGAUUAAAGGAGUCCAGCGCAGCCUAUCAUCUCAUAUUAGGAACGAUCUAAUCAGAUUGGAGAGGAAACUAAGGGAGGAACUUCAACUAACGCUCCAGCAGGAAGAGCUACUAUGGUAUCAGCGCUCGAGAGAAGAAUGGAAUACAUCAGGAGAUUGCAACUCAAAGUUUUACCACACUGCCACCUCGGCAAAGAAGAACAGAGCUAAGAUCACCUCUCUAUGA
This is a messenger RNA of Ipomoea triloba (trilobed morning glory), 1185 nucleotides long. RefSeq lists its product as uncharacterized. The transcript has 2 exons. The record is from RefSeq and is a predicted model, not a curated record. Bases 1 to 1185 code for a protein of 394 amino acids. Gene Ontology annotation, molecular function: catalytic activity. Lineage: Eukaryota; Viridiplantae; Streptophyta; Magnoliopsida; Solanales; Convolvulaceae.